Cladocopium goreaui is the source of this 552-nucleotide messenger RNA. Lineage: Eukaryota; Dinophyceae; Suessiales; Symbiodiniaceae. The record is from the annotation of a GenBank genome assembly.
AUGGCCUUGGAGCCGCAAUCUCUGGCUGAGCUCUUGGCGCAGGACAUCCGGAAGCUGAUGAUCCUCGAGCCCAAGGAGAGCAGCAAGGCGGCCAAAGCGAACUCGCUGGCAUUGCUGGCUGCAGGGACCAAUCUUGUCUAUGGUUUCGCUUCAGUGAAGCCUUCAGCUGUGUCGACUUCGUCGACUUCGUCGUCGAGUUUCAACCUGCUGAUAUAUGAGCCUCGCAUCUUUAUACGACCUCUUGAACGUGACAGGCCCGAAUACCAGACAGAAAAGGUUCUGUGCCUGACAGAGGAGGAGAAGAAGCAAUUGCACAAGCGCCCGUCCCGCCCCGGAGCUCCGGACCUCCGACAGUCCCUCCUGGACGACAUGACGUCGCUGGCACGGCGCUUUUUACCACCCAAGAAACACGGCUCUACCCUGAAGCUCAUGGGCAAAAUGUUAGCGGAAGCAGACGAUUUCUGGCCGGUGCCCGUGGACGACAAUCCUGAGGUCCAGGAGAUCCUGUCGGCGGUGAUUGCCUUUAAGGAACCCGGGCAGCGGAGAUUUUAG